Porites evermanni is the source of this 1047-nucleotide messenger RNA. NCBI's taxonomy places the organism in Eukaryota, Metazoa, Cnidaria, Anthozoa, Scleractinia, Poritidae. The record is from the annotation of a GenBank genome assembly.
AUGUCCUACUCAUCAGUAGAUAUCUUCAAAGCCGCUUUUGUUGGCGUCAUUUUUGUACUCACUAUAGUGGGAAAUUCACUUGUGGCUUGGGUUCUCAUCAAAUGUCGACGAUAUCUUCUACGAAAUCGACCGACUUACCAAUUUAUUCUUAACAUCGUGCUUUCCGAUCUUGCAGUCGGUUUGUUAACCAUGCCGUUUGAGUUUGUCCGUGAGCUUCUGGGAAAAUGGAUCUUUGGUACAGUGUUGUGCAAGAUUGUGGAAUUUAUUGAAAUUGCUGUAUCUGGCACGGCAGUUAUUACACAUGCCUUGAUCUCCUUUGAUCGAUAUCGCAGUGUCGCUCGUCCUUAUCUUCCAAAGCUAAGAGCAAGGCAGAUAAAGAGAAUGAUAACCUUGUCAUGGCUUCUCCCUGCUUUUGCUGCAAGUCCUUAUUUGUACAUGUUCCAGAUCGAUGAGAUUGACUCGAAAAUCAUCUGCACACCAAAAGCAAUACCAAUUCCAUGGCUAGAUAAGAUGUACCAAGCCGUUGAGAUGUCACUUAUACUCUUGUUGCCGUUCUUGAUCAUGUGCUGGCAUUAUUCCCUUGUGGCAUUGACGAUGUGGGGGAUAAGCCCAACAGUGGCAGCUGAAAACUUCUCUAAUUCUGCGAGACAUUCUGUUGUUUACAGAAAUAAGAAGCGUGUAACACGAACGUCUGGCCUUGUUGCAAUAACAUUCAUCGUUUGCUGGCUUCCUACGUUUGUCUUAAGUUUCGUUCGGAUUAGCUCGGGCACAGAGCAUGUCCAUCGUGGGCAACUUUUGCAGGAGGUAGCCAUGUUUGGCACCUUUAUAAAUGAGGCUAUAAAUCCUGUUAUUUACUGUGCCUUCGAUAGGAACAUAAAAUCACAAGUUCGCCUCAGGGCCUUUUGCACCCACAAUACAGACAGUGUUGUAACAAGCAAUGAUGACGAUCAUACACGCCACACCGUGGAAACCGAUCAUAGGCGAAAAUCGACGAUUUUGGAAACCCUAGAUCUUACCAAGUCAAGUAACAGAACGAUACAAAUAUAA